AUGCCAGCACCACUCGUCAAGGCCACCUCCCGUGGCGGAGCCUCGAUCCAGAGCCAUCCAGCCGGAACGAUCGAACACAUCUCCAGUCCCGCAGCCGCCUCCACGUCCCAGCUUCACCCAGUACCCUCCUGGCCCAAGAUGGGAUCGUCUUCGCAGGAUGAGCAGGCAUCUACCAAAGCCGGUCUCAAGGCUUGGUGGGCAUCCUUCACCAAAGGUCGUCAGAGCAAGGAGAAGAAGCCCAUCGAAAAUCGUGUCUUUGGCGUGCCCCUUCGCCAAUCGCUCAAAUACGCCAGCGUCGCCAUCUCGAUUGCUGGCGAAGAUGGUCAGCAGUACGUGUGGGGCUAUGUUCCCGUCGUCGUCGCCAAAGUGGGUCUCUAUCUCAAGGAGAAUGCUACCGAAGUGGAGGGUGUGUUCCGCAUUGCUGGCUCGCAAAAGAGAAUGAAGGAGCUGCAAGACACCUUUGACUCUCCGCCGCGGUACGGCAAAUCGGUUGACUGGUCCAAGUACAGCGUCCAUGAUGCUGCCAGCGUGUUGCGAAGAUACUUCAACCACAUGCCAGAGCCCAUUGUGCCUCACGACCUCUACACCGAGUUCAGAAACAUCCGGGCGAAGGAGCCUUUCGACGAGCAAGGCGCCAUCAAGACGUAUCGCCUUCUCAUCUCCAGCAUGCCACCCGCCAGCCAGUACUUGCUCCUCUACGUGCUCGACCUUCUUGCCGUGUUUGCUCGCAACUCGGAAAAGAACCUCAUGCCAUCGAGUAACCUCGCCGUGAUUUUCCAGCCCGGGAUGUUCUCGCAUCCGUCCCACGAGCUCUCGCCGGGCGAACACAAGCUUGCGGUCCAGGUGCUCGAGUUCCUGAUCGACCACCAGGACCAAUUUGUGCUCGGCAUGUCACCUCAACCUGCUCAGCAAUUGCCCGCGACCGAGCUCACCGCUGUCUCCAAGCCUGUGCCGGACGAGGACGAUCUCGUGCCGUCGGACAGCGACGAGGAUCAGGGCGAGCUGCAGGCUCACGAAGGAGGAGGUGCUCGCUUGGCGCGCAGCAAGACGACCAAACCGAAGACCAAGAGGUACGGCUUUGGUCGAUCUCGCCCCGUCGACGAGGGUGAGGAUGACAGCGACGGAGACAAGCUCGCAGCGCAAGCUCCCGCUGCAUCUGCCAAAGUGCGUACAUCGACCGACGCAUCGGCGGGAGCGAAGGGUACUGGCUUGCGCCGAAGUAAUACCGCACCGUCGCGGAAGCCGAUCGAGGGUGCAUCGCCUGCUGCUCGGAAGGGCCGACGUCCGCGCGCCUCUGCAGGUGACAAGCGAGCAGCGGAGGAGGAGCAACGCAGAAUCGUCGCUAGCCUCAUUCCACCGCCGCCGGAACCCAAAUCGCACGCUAUGCAGAAGGCAGCGUCAAGUGCCGGCCACACGCAACCCAAACCGGCAAGACCUUCGACCGAUGCCGGGUCAGCUGGAGCGACAUCGACGCCGAUGCGCAAGGUGAAGUCAGCAGACGGACCCGCUGCUCAAGCGUCCAUUGCAAGCGUCACCUCCCAAGCUUCUGCCGGUGCCCCAUCGACAGGGCUUCCCACGCCGCCAUCGUCCAAGAUCCUGGAAUCAGGAGCACCAACAGCACCUGCAUCUGCAUCGGAGAAAGCCGAGGCUCAAUAA
Molecule: messenger RNA, 1656 nt
Organism: Kalmanozyma brasiliensis GHG001
Lineage: Eukaryota; Fungi; Basidiomycota; Ustilaginomycetes; Ustilaginales
Product: Rho GTPase-activating protein domain protein
Exons: 1
Coding region: 1-1656 (551 amino acids)
Biological process (GO): signal transduction; activation of GTPase activity; regulation of fungal-type cell wall organization
Cellular component (GO): cell cortex
Molecular function (GO): GTPase activator activity
Source: RefSeq, a predicted model, not a curated record